UCACUUGGACUCAUUAGCACAUACUUCUAUUCCCUCUCUAUCUCUCUUUCUCUCUCUCUCAUAUACACACACGCACACACACAGAGACUUUUAUAACAGCACUACCUACCUAUUCACACACAAUACGGAUCAUAACCUCAUCGAUACAGCUCUCCACGCAUUAGUAACCUCUUUGUUUAAAGCCUUCUAAGCUGUGUACUGGAGACACCGUGAAAAAACCAAAGCAGCGUGGCUGGGCAACCGGCACGAGGACUGGGAUGAGAUGGAGCAUCACAGUUUCAGGAGACCGUAGAGUACGGUCGGCAGAACAAUCUUCAGAGGUCAUGUUAGGGUCGUAGCAACUGGAACGAUGAACGGAUGUUACAGUCAAAAGAGUGAAUAGGGCUGCCACUCUCCUCAACACAGACGGGCAAUGAGACUGAGAAGGGGGCUUUUCCACAGCCUGUUCCUGCUGUCCCUCAACACCCUUACAAACUAUGCCUGGCAGCUGCCUUCACCGCAGGGAGUUUCUAUGGAGUCCAUAAACAUGAGGCACUUGCUUAAAUGGCACCAUCAUCAGUGUCCUUUCAGGACGCCUGUCUACUCUGUGCAGUUCCAGGGAGAGUUUGAGCUGAGGUUUUUGAAUGGCACCUGGGAGGAUGUGGUUGGGUGUAAGCAGAUCAACCAGACCACAUGUGACCUGACCGUUGAGUUGGGUUCUGACUCCGACUACAACAUCCGUGUGCGGGCGGAAUGUGGCAGCCAUGUAUCAACAUGGGCGGAGCUUGGGAGGCCCUUCAACAGGAAAGAAACCAACUUAACCGUGCCUGCUAUGAUCGUGACCACCAUGGGUGAUGCCCUUCAGGUGAUGUUCAAAGACCUUCCCCUGACCGUAGCCAUGAAGGUAACCAUCUGGAAGAAAGGCGAGGAGCUCAAGGCCUCUACAUACGUCAUCUCAGGGCAACAGAACCCACUGCAGGUCAGCCCCCUGCAGGAAGGAGCGGUGUACUGCAUCAGAGCCCAGGCCCAUCUGGACAACAAGAGCAGCAACACGGACUCUCAGUGUGUCUCCAUCACUGGCCCUGGAACCACGUGGCUGAAGCCCACUGCCGUGACUGUCGCCGUGGUGAUAAUGGUAGGCCUGGUGUUGGUUUUGUCUUGGUCUCUGACCACCUGUAGCCCUGAGUCAUGCCACGGCUGUUUGAGCAAGGAGCAACUCCCAACUGCACUGGUGAGUAUUGGUCCUGCGCUGACUGAACGUGAUGCGCCGUUGAGUCGAGUAUGUUGUGUCAAUGUUGAGAGGAGACAUUGGUGUUUUGAGUGUGGAACAGUAUGCGGUAGUAUGUUCUCUCCUUUUCUUUGCCAUCUCUCUUCUAGUGGUUUGAUUGGCCAAUCGAAAGACUCGAGCUGUAUCCUGAAAAGGAGUGUUGCGAGCCUCUCCAGUCCGUCCUGCUGAUUGGCCCAUCCAGCUUUAGAAUGGAGCAGACAAAUGAGAAAACGGUGGAUUGACAUGUUUCAUUGAAAGGGACACUGAAGAAUAUAUUUUGUAAUUUUUAUCUACGUGGCUGGCUUGUGAGGACCACCUUAUAGAAAAACACUGAAUUUACCCUCUUGACAAUGGAGGCAGGUGUUCAAGUUGGCUGUAAUAUGACUAAUGGACUCUCAUUGCAGUCAUAGGUUGGAAUGAGAUUCUUAGGAAAGAUUAUUUUACAUUUUGGGAGACCAUUUCUAUGGCAGAAGCUGAGGAACAAAUGCUUAAAGCCUAUGGACUAAGAGACAAGACAGCCUUGAACCCUAGCAGUGUCGGCUCAGGGACACUUAAUGCAUACACCGACAGAGAAAACAGUGUUUAUAUAAAGUGAUUACGAGAUGUCAGUGAGUCCCAAAGCUCCUUAGAGAGGGUAGAAUGUAAUGCCCUCUUGUGUACUCUGGUGUAAGCAGACAACUCAAUUCACUGAUUACUUUCCAUAGCUUCAAGUGUCGGUCGAUGUAAACCAAUUAUAUGGUUAAUGAUCAGAGAUGCUAUUGGAGCGCUUUUGUUCAGGAGGUGAGCUGGACAUUAUAUUUAAACGUUAGUAAUCUAGCAGACAGUCUCAUUCAGAAUGAGUUUCAUUUAAGGCUUUCAUCUCAAGACACCGUAGCUUGGUCAGACACAACUACACCACCUGAUCAUUUUAAGUACAAUUCACCCACUGAAGUAGCAUUCCUCUAAGUUAGUGCACAUUUGUUCAUGAAGGAAAUGGGGCAGGGAAUAGUGUAAAAACAAGCAGUUUUGUAGUUUUGAACAAGAUUCCUUGAUGUUAGGAUGUUAACCAUCUGGUUAACUGAAGACAACAACUCACCUUUAAUAAUAAUUAUGGUUUACCUAAUAUUUCAUGUUAAAGGAUGUAUGUCCUACUUCAUAAGGUUGAUUAGCCUUUUCCAGGCAAUCACAAAUGAAAAUACAAACCUCCAAAUAAUUCUCUCAGAUUACUGAAUUAUAAAAAGUACAUGGAAAUGUCUAACUAAAUUUAAAUUUUUGGGAUUUAAUAUGUGAGCAAGCACAAAGCUGGCAUUUACCAAUCUCAAUUAUGGCCUACUCUUCUUGGCAGCAACAUGUUUCAGUUUUGUUUUUUACUUCCAAACAUGUCCCAACAUCAAACCAAUGUCAUCAUACAAUAAUUCAUUGAGCAUUUUAAAGAAAUAUAUCAUACAAUGUGAUUUCAAUUUGCCACUUGUAAUUCAGCAAUAUUAACUUCUAAAAUGUCUUUCUGUGAAAACAGAAAAUGGUGUAAUUAGUGUCAUUAGCUUCAGUGCCUUUGGAAAGUAUUCAGAUCCCUUUGCUUUCACAUUUUAUUGGGAUAUUGACAAUUAUUGUGGAAUGUUUUCUGGCCAUUAAUCUACAUAAUACCCCAAAUGACUAAAUGAAAACAAGUAUUCUGAAAUGUGUGCUAAAGUAUUUAAAACGGACAGUAUUCAGAUCCUUUGCCCUAACAAUGCAAAUUGGGCUCAGAUGCAUCCUGUGUCGUUUGAUCAUCCUUGAGCACAAAUUCCCAGGAGCACAGUGGGAUCAUUGUAAAAUAAAAGUUUGGAACCACAAAGACUCCUCUUUGAAGCACCUUAUCAGUGAAGGCAUAUGACAUGCCACCAUGCCCAGUUUAACAAAAGGCAAUUACGGUUCAUUGUCUGGCAGUAAGUCUCUACGGGGAAGCAUGUUGGUGGGAGCAUCAAGCUAUGGGGACUCUUCUCAGCGGCAGGGACUGGGAGACGCCAGGAUCGAAAGGAAAAAUUAAAAAAAGCUAAAUAGAUAAGUCCUUGAAGAAACACUGAUCCAGAGUUCAGAGGACCUGAAGAUUCAUCUUUCUCUGCCACAACCUAAAGCACACAGGCAAGACAACACUGUAGUGGCUUCAGUCAGUUAGCGGC
Molecule: messenger RNA, 3384 nt
Organism: Esox lucius (northern pike)
Lineage: Eukaryota; Metazoa; Chordata; Actinopteri; Esociformes; Esocidae
Gene: il20rb
Product: cytokine receptor family member B16
Exons: 6
Coding region: 413-1435 (340 amino acids)
Molecular function (GO): interleukin-20 binding
Source: RefSeq, a predicted model, not a curated record